GCCAGAGACCCUCUUGAGAAAAAAGCAAACCACAGAAGAUCCUUCUUCGCCCCUCCUUCUCGAGGACUGGCAUUGGCCGCUAUACUUCACAUCAUCGCUUAUCUUUUCAAUGAAGAUCAAGGGAGGGCAGAUGUUCAACGACGAUUUUGAGCGAGAUUAACCCAUGAGACUCUCAGAGCCUGAGCAUGAACCAGGGGAGAGGUGCUUGUUUGUGGGCCUCAGUGCCUCAGCACUGCCUUGCACCAUGUGAUCGUUACAAGCAUGCGUCUUGUGCCUACAGAGGCCAUGUUUACGUAUUAGGAGGCAGAGAAAAAUGCUCACUGAGAGAUUUCUGGAAAUAUAAUGUGGUCUGUGACAAGUGGGCCGAGCUUCCCUAUGAUAGCGAAGAAGCACCUGAAGAACUGGAAGAGCACACAAUGGUAGCAUAUCAGGGAUUUAUGUAUGUCUUCGGAGGAAUGCAAGACUCAUCAUAUACUAACUCAAAAACACCUCUUUGGGUAUUUGAUACAGUUAAAGAGUGCUGGAUUAACUGGAAAACAGGGAGUGACACUUUACAGGGAGUGACACCAGCAAACAGAAAAGGGCACAGUGCUGUUAUCUUUGGGUCAUCUAUGUAUGUCUACGGUGGAUACAUUGAUAUAAGAGGAUCAACAAAGGAAUUCUGGAAAUUUGAUUUUGAUUCUAGGGUGUGGUCGCUCCUAAGCAGUGUACAAGGUGGGCCUGGUCCCAGACAUGGUCAUUCAGCUAUGACAUACCAGGACUCUAUGUACCUUUAUGGUGGCCUGCAGGGCCUGAGGGAACAGAAGGACCUGUGGAUCUGGAGUUCUGCCAGUCAAACCUGGAGUUGCAUCAAAUUCCAUUCAGGUCCUCCCAGGCUGGUUGGUCACUCUGCUGUAUUGUUUAAGGACAGCAUGCUCAUCUUUGGUGGUGGGGAAACCCAGAGCUCUCCUCAGAGCAGCUUGUGGAGGUUCAACCUGGAAACACAAACUUGGAAGAAGCUAGCAUUGUUGCCUGGAUCCCCCUCUCUGUGCCGGAUCCAUCACUGCAGCAUUGGCCUAGGUCAGAGUUUCCAGCCAACGGCCCCAAACAGUGUCUAUUUAAGGGAAAUACCCAACUCUCACAACAUCAAUAACAAGCUAAGACCAUUUAAGAACAAGUGCCAACCAUCCCGCCCCACUUUGCAAGAGCCCUGUAUUGAGCUCCAGACUUUCCACAUGGACAAUAAGAAGCAUUCACCAGAUUUUAGUAUUGCACUGAAAGACACUAAGCUGAAAGGAAGCUGUCUCACCUUUGAGAACCAGGAGGCUAUUAGCGAGAAGCGGAAUAGUGUUGACCUGGCAGAGGAAACGGAGGAUGCCAUGUUUCUCCAUAUGCCUGACUUGCUGUUAGUCCUGGGCGGUAAACCUCUACAAGGACAGCAUGUGAUUUCAGUGUGGCAUAUGACAGUGGCAUAAAUCUGUUGUUUUUAGUGCAUUCUACUUUCUCUGUGAGAAAUUAAUGGGCCUUAGCAACAAUACUAAUAUCCAGUGGGAGAACAAUUGAAUUCAGUCAUGUACAAAGUUUUUACACUGUCUGUAAUUAUUACCUUGACUCUGAGAAACCACAUUCACUCUGAAAAGCACCAAUUAGGGCUUUUAUCUUCCACAGAAUAUGUCAUUUGUUUCUGUAAGAGUUGUACUUAAUACUGUAUAUGCUGGUUAACAUGAUUUUACUAUGUAUCAAAAUUUUAUAUUAAAGAGUCUUAACUAAGUGUGAAAUACCGGU
This is a messenger RNA of Sinocyclocheilus anshuiensis, 1764 nucleotides long. Its product is annotated as ras guanine nucleotide exchange factor F-like. Gene Ontology annotation, molecular function: protein binding. Bases 186 to 1454 code for a protein of 422 amino acids. Gene Ontology annotation, cellular component: Golgi apparatus. The transcript has 8 exons. Lineage: Eukaryota; Metazoa; Chordata; Actinopteri; Cypriniformes; Cyprinidae. The record is from RefSeq and is a predicted model, not a curated record.